CUUUCGACGAGAGGUGAGGAACAUUGAAUUGGGCGGACUGGGUCAACCAAUCGUUUGAUAUUCAUCAUGGUUGCCCUUCGCGGUUCCAUGUCGCUGGGACUCUUGGUCCUGGCCCUGUUUGUCGCUGUCGCCACAGCGAGGGAGGUGAGGAACCGUCGCGACUUGGAGACUGCGGCUACCCAUCAUCAUCAUCACGAAAAGGGUGGCGGCGAGGAGCAUCAUUCCGAUCAUCACCACCAUCACGGUCACAAGGGUGAUAAGGGAUACAAGAGUCAUCACGAGCACGAGAAGGGACACAAGGGUCAUCACGACAAGGAGGGACAUCAUGGCCACUACGACGAGCACGGUGGUCACAAGAAGGGUCAUCACCAUCAUGACGGGUACCACGGGGAGCACCAUCACGGCGAGAAGGGCGAGAAGGGUCACAAGUACGGGGAGAAGGGUCACUACGGCAAGGGACACAGCACCCACGGUCAUCACGAGGUGAAGAAACUGGACGAGUACAAGAAGGACAAGGAAUUCCAUGACGAGCAUCACGACCACGGUCAUCACGAGCAUCACGGAGGACAUCAUCACGAGCACGGUCACAAGAAGGGUGGUCAUCACAAGAAGGGUCAUCAUCACGGAGGCCAUCACGAGGAUCAUUACGGAAAGAAGGGCCAUCAUGAGAAGGGUCAUCAUCAUCACGAUCACAAGGGACACAAGCACUCCGGCGGACACGACGACCAUCAUCAUCAUCAUCAUGAGCAUGGAAAGAAGGGUGGUCAUGAAGAUCACAAGCAUUGGUCCUUCAAGAAGGGACACUAAGCUAAUGAGAUACCACCAGCUGAUUAGCGAUCUUACGUAUCGCGAGCACUUUCCAGCAGGUGCGCGGAUCCUUGAGCUGUUGCUAUUGUUAUCCCUGUUGUUUUAGUCAUAAUUCAUUGUUAUUGUUGACUAUUUAUAAAAGAACUUAGACAACGCUAUAAA
This is a messenger RNA of Cephus cinctus (wheat stem sawfly), 969 nucleotides long. Its product is annotated as histidine-rich glycoprotein-like. The coding region runs from base 67 to 807 and encodes 246 amino acids. The record is from RefSeq and is a predicted model, not a curated record. The transcript has a single exon. NCBI's taxonomy places the organism in Eukaryota, Metazoa, Arthropoda, Insecta, Hymenoptera, Cephidae.